AUGGAAUCUCCCAGGAAUGCAGCUCAUAACUGUUGGGCGCAUCGCAGGAAAGUGAUCAGCGACAUUGCUUCACUCGCAGCAACACAGAGCCGAAACCAUGCGGCACAAUCAUUAUACCAAAGCUUCAGCCAAUUGCUCUCCGACAAUGACUUCUACACACACCUGGGCCAGAUGCUGCCGGAUCCAAGCCGGUACAAAACACCUCCUCGCAAGAUGUUCCGGGAGGCCGAAUUUGAGCGCAUUGCGGAGCUGCUUAAACUACGAGGCAAACCCAAGUGGGCGCUUAGGCCACGGACGUACGUCGUGCUGUAUAUGACGGGGCUCGAAAGCGCAAUGGACUCAUUUGUCGCGGAAGAGCGAUCCGAUAUAUACUUGCCUUACCAGAAAGGCAACCUCCCGAACGGGCUGACUGGAUCUGAACGAGACUUGUUUCUAAGCUAUCAGAACAAUGUUCUGACAGGCCGCGGAGCCAUCCUCGAAAGAAAAGGAGGCGCACACCAGCAUUUCGAAGGCGGAAGUGCUGAUACUCUGUUCAUUUACAUUCGAACUCUCGGAACUGGCAUGGCAGGCUUCCAGACACAAGUUGAUCAUGUCGUUGGCAAACGUACUCUUAGUCACUUUGCGUUGAAAAAGAUCGGGCGAAACGCAUUCUCCAAAGACGACCAACGAAGCAUUGAUCUAUUUGCCAACGAGCUCGACAUCCUCAAACGCUUGACGCACCGCCACAUUGUCCAGCUGGUGGGCUCAUACACGGAUAGAGUCUGUGUCGGCCUGUUGAUGUCGCCUGUGGCCGAUAUGAACCUUGCCGCUUUCCUCAAGCAGCCGCUGGAUACCCUCGAUGACCGACGUGACCGCAAGAUCAAGAUUCGAUCAUUCUUCGGCUGUAUUGCCACUGCCAUAGAUUAUUUGCAUAACAACAAGGAGGGGAAGGUUCGCCACAAGGACAUCAAGCCUGAGAAUAUCUUAGUGAAAGACUACAAGGUGUACAUUGCAGACUUUGGCACCUCAUAUGCCUGGACCGGUGAUGUGUCGGGCAUGACCGAAGGCACGCAAAAGUUUUUCACGCUCAAAUACCUGGCUCCGGAAGCACAGUACUCACAAGCACGCGGCAAGCCAAGCGACAUCUGGUCACUUGGAUGUGUCUUCAUGGAAAUGUGCACUGUCCUCGCUGACCGGAAGUUCGAGGACAUCGCCACCUUCUUCAACAGUUCCGGCAAACGCCGAAAGCACUACUACCAAAAUCAGCAUGCUCUCAUGGAAUGGCUCAAACAGCUCAAAGACGUCUUCAUGGCCUCGGACAUUCCUCAUGAUGGGCGGAUCAUCGAACUGGUGGAGAUGAUGUGCCGACCAGAGCCCGACCGUCGACUCGAGGCACAAGAUCUUGUUCGUCGGAUAUAUGAGCUGGACGGUGGUCCGAACUAUCAGGGACUAUGCUGCUAUCGUGACCGAUGGAUACGCGGCUCUCACACCGAUCCGGGUCCACCGUCCUAUGCAGAGGCGAUUGGAUACGAUGAGGAGGUGACAAUCACGGCAGAGAACCUCAACUUUGUUGACGAGCCGGAAGAAGUGAUGCAUACGCCGUUGCCGGAGAACUACGAACCGCCAUCGGUAGAGGAGGAUCAGAUCACAUUGCAAGCCUAUGGCAAUGUGGCACCGCACGAAGCACGGAAUCUGCUCGAGAAUGUAACCGUGCCAUUGGACUUCAGCGAUAGCGAACCUCAAUCAGCGCAAUGCCCGGUCAAGGUACAAGUUGAGAAGCAGCUCGAGGAGCCUCGAGAACCCAAUGCGAGACAUCACGAGAGGCAUGAUACGGUAAUGUCCACUGGUAUCAUCGCUGCAGCAGAAGGAGAUACAGACUCGACGCAAUUGGUGUCCAGCGAGCCAUCCAUUGAUGCAAGAUCAAAUCCAGACCAUGUGGAGACAGCAAGACCACCAGUACUUCUCAGUGUCAACCCAGGCCCCCGUGGACCACAUGUUCAACUACCGAAGCACGAUCCAACGUCACUGCCGUGUCCCUGGCCACAGUGUGUCCCCCCGAAAGGUCUCGCAAUCCUUCUGUUCAAUAGCAUUGAGGCGCUGCGGGACCAUCUCCGAGAGAGCCAUCUUGUUCAUGACUUCGGUUGGACAAGGCUAUAUGAACCACAGCAACAAGAUCGUGGGAUAACGCACUCUUCUUCAGACCCACAGACCGGUGCAAUCAUACUAGCUCCCGGCCCCAGAAGAUUUGUCGAGCUGCCCGCAGACAGACGUCCAAAACCACAGAAUGAGGAGCAGAGCAAGCGUAAGGCGGUACGACCCCAAGGGAUCUCAUACGGCAUCAAUGCAGAACCGUUGAAUCAAGAGGCCGUGAACGAUGCGAUGCAUACUGUUUCUGGAGGUGGCACAGAUGGCAUACCACGAGCCAGUGUCGCUCCGUCGUAUCUAUUAGCAUCCAAAAAUCGCUUUACACGCUCCGAGAUCACCAGCUACGAGCAGAAACAUAGGAAGCCACUGUUCGUCUACGGCACUUUGAUGUUUCCGUCUGUGUUGACCAGCCGGAGCCGAGCCUUCAACACGAUAGAAGGAACAUACUCGUCUGAACAAGGCCGACGUCUUCGAACGAAUGCUGCUGACUGGGCCAACAUCAGUGAGCAUGUUCAGUUCGCUGCGGAAGCCAUGACGCCAGCUCGACUCGACGGCUACAUACGGUCCAGCAAUUCCCCUUCAUCUCGACUCGCUUGUCUUCGUCCAGCGCACGGCGACGAGUCUGCCAAAAGCACGAUCGGAUUUCUAGUUUAUGGGUUAUCUGACGAAGCUUCCGCGUGUCUGACGCAUCUGUACGAAAAGGGCGGACCACAGAGCCUAUUCCGGACUUCCAGAAGAGAAGAGAUGUGGCCGAAUACACAGCUAAAGCUGGGGGACGUAAGAGUUGCAAUCAAUGAUGCCGACGGCGAUGCUGUUUAUGUUGAAGCUGUCACCUUUAUGCUAAGCGGGAAGGUCUCCAAAACUGAGUCUAUGCCAUGGGAUGUCAGAGCUCAUCCUCCCUGGAACAUCGAUGAGUUCGUGCGAAGUCGAGCAUUCAAUCGUUUGACGAACGACAUGGAGGACGGCGAGUUGAUCAGCCAGGAGGGCACCAUCGCAUCGGCGAUUGGAACAAGCUUGCUGCUUCUUGGUGAUAAGCUGGUGGCCAAGGUCUUGCAAAACGAUGUCGAGGGGUUCGAGCAGCUGAUGGACGAGGGCUACGACGUUGACGCACCAUCUGCAGAAUACGGCACAGCACUACAAGCAGCUGCAGCAAACGGCAACGUUACCAUGGCUCGCACGCUCCUUCGCAAUGGAGCGAAUGCCAGCGCAAAAGGCGGCCAAUACAACGCACCCUUGAUCGCUGCCGUUGUUGAACACCAAGCCGGCAUGGUGAAGCUUCUACUCCGGGCUGACGCUGACGUCUUUGCUGCUGGAGGUCGCUACAUCAGUGCACUCUAUCAAGCUGUCGAUUUCGGCAAUUACGACAUGGUGUACAUGCUGCUGGAGAAGGGAGCAUGGCUGACGGAUGACUACAUGGAGGUAUUGGACUUGGCCACAGAGCGCGGCUAUACCGAAAUCCGCCGGCUUCUGGAGACUUACGACGCUCGCGGUCUACACCUCGGCCUGGGUAACAAACGAGAUCGACCGCGCAUUCAGCCCCAACAGGAGAGAUCACGUGGCUCACGUGAGAGCGUUCACAAGCGCAGCUCGACCGCCGUGUUAGUCAUGUUCGAGGCGAUGAAGCUGCAGGGACAAGAGGGCAAAUGGACCGGCAUCAAAGGCGUCAAGCUCGUGCAAAUUGCCCUUGAGAAUGGCUUCCACGAGAAUCUGCUUGCGUUGCUGCGACCUCAAAUCCACUCUUGGCCUUCGAUACAGAAAGCUCUCUCGUCGGGUGUCGGAGAAAUGACGGGUGGUAAAGUGAAGCCAGUCCAACACACCAAUCUGCUCGGCGCGGACGAGAAGGAACGCAGCCGGUCGAGGUCUCGAGAUGCACGCCACAAAUCACGAGGAAGAAGAGACAACGGCAGUCGUUAG
This is a messenger RNA of Saxophila tyrrhenica, 4038 nucleotides long. RefSeq lists its product as uncharacterized. Gene Ontology annotation, molecular function: protein binding; ATP binding; protein serine/threonine kinase activity. The record is from RefSeq and is a predicted model, not a curated record. The transcript is spliced from 3 exons. The coding region runs from base 1 to 4038 and encodes 1345 amino acids. Gene Ontology annotation, biological process: protein phosphorylation. NCBI's taxonomy places the organism in Eukaryota, Fungi, Ascomycota, Dothideomycetes, Mycosphaerellales, Extremaceae.